AUGGCUAUGGGCCAGUCCCUGGUGAAGACAGGAACCAUCAGCAUCUUUGAGCACGCUUACAACAUGCAGGUGAUGAAGUUCAGCGUGAACCCCAUUGUUAAGAGUUCCCACAGAAGCCAAGAACUGGCCGACCUGCCCAAGCCGGUGGAGGGGCUGAAGAGGGCAGCUAAGCCAGAGUGCAUGGUGCAACUCAUCACUGACGAAUCAGGGGAUCGCUUCAUCAACGGGGUGAUGAGCUGCACCUAUUGA
Rangifer tarandus platyrhynchus (Svalbard reindeer) is the source of this 249-nucleotide messenger RNA. The record is from the annotation of a GenBank genome assembly. Lineage: Eukaryota; Metazoa; Chordata; Mammalia; Artiodactyla; Cervidae.